Kwoniella botswanensis is the source of this 1221-nucleotide messenger RNA. RefSeq lists its product as uncharacterized. Gene Ontology annotation, cellular component: nucleolus. Gene Ontology annotation, biological process: maturation of SSU-rRNA from tricistronic rRNA transcript (SSU-rRNA, 5.8S rRNA, LSU-rRNA). Lineage: Eukaryota; Fungi; Basidiomycota; Tremellomycetes; Tremellales; Cryptococcaceae. The transcript is spliced from 4 exons. The coding region runs from base 1 to 1221 and encodes 406 amino acids. The record is from RefSeq and is a predicted model, not a curated record.
AUGGCCAAACCAUCAUCGAAAACUCCUCCUUCCUUGGUCAAAAUGGACAGCAAAGGUAAAGGCAAGGCUAAAGCUUUACCUCCCUCCAAACGACCUCGAGCAUCAACCUCUUCCAGCUCUAACUCUAGCUCUCACUCCCAUUCCGAUGACGAUGAAGGAGAUGCUCACGGUGGCGACAAAUCAGCAAUGUUAGCUCUUCUCGAAGCUCAAUCCCGAGCAAUGCUUGGACUUGCCCCUCUACCGACUCAAGGGGAAAGUAGUACCGCCUCUAAAGGGAAGGAGAGGGCUCUAGAAGAGUCUGAUCAUGGUUCAGAAUCUGGAUCCAGCUUGGAUGACGAUGAUGAAGAAGAAGGAGAAGAAUAUAUAUCGGAUGACGGAUGGGGUGCGGAAGAUGGUUUCGUCACGGAUAGUGAGGAUGAAUUUGGCAUUGACCAAGAAGCUCUGGAAGAGGAGGCAUCAAAAGUGCCAGAAGUGAUAUUUGAUGGUGGUGUAGGUAGUAAGAGGGACAUGGGAAUGUCAAAAGCGGAAAGAAAAGCAUUCAUGAACGGUAACUCAGCUAAGAUGAUGGGACUUGAACCUGAAGAUGACGGAUACAGUAUCCUCAGAAAGAUUAAGAGAGCUAGAGCAGGUUCGGAGGAAGAUGAUUUGGAUGAACAAUCAAACCUCAAACUCGAUCGAACACUACAUAAAAUGUUACUUACCACCCUCCUCCCCACCGAUACUCUGGACAAAGCCAAUCGACCAAGUGAAAAAAGGAACCACUUACAAGGUCGACUAAGGGAACUUGCAUCUUUCAAUCUACCAGGUGAAGGUAUAUCCUCUCUCAGAUCAGCAGAACUGUCCAGACAUCCUGCGCACAUACGAACGGCGAUAAUGCAGAAAGCGCAAAAGAGGGAAAAAGCCCAGAGGGAAGAACAGAGAGCAGCAGGGAAUAUAGAUAAACGAUUUGGCGGAUUAUCAGAUGGUGGUGGAAAGAGCAGAGGAGGAGGGGAGGUGAAGAGAGCAGAUAUAGGUAAAGAAGUAGGUAAGAAGAAGGGUAUGCAGGGUAGGACGAAAGAUGAUUCGGAGAGAGCGAGGGGAUUGAGUUUGGGUGUGGGCAAGUUCUCGAAUGGGAUGUUGAAAUUGAGUAGGAGUGAGAUACAGAGCGUGAAUGGCGCAGGGAGGGGUGAUGGAGGGAGGAGAGGUGGAAGAGGGGGGGAAAGAGGUGGGAAGAGGAGAUAG